AUGGCGGGUCGUUUGAUGAGCCCUGGCCCGCAAGUCCUGGCGUAUAACGAGCUCAGGCAUGUCGUCUCCCGUCUACCAAGAAUCCGGUCUCGCGAAUUCGUCAGCUCGCUAUUCUCUGAAGACAGUUCCUUUUCCAUGCAAAUGUACGUGGUCGAACAUGUGGCCUACUGGAUUCGCAGGUGGCGAGAGACGGAAGAUUGGGCUCGGCUCUUCAAUGUUCAUGAGCGAUUUGGCAUGGAAAUGGCGCUGGCCAUCGUCCGCUCUGACAGAACGAAACCUGUUUUCCUGCACCCAGCGGAUUAA
Messenger RNA from Fonsecaea erecta, 303 nucleotides. RefSeq lists its product as hypothetical. Bases 1 to 303 code for a protein of 100 amino acids. NCBI's taxonomy places the organism in Eukaryota, Fungi, Ascomycota, Eurotiomycetes, Chaetothyriales, Herpotrichiellaceae. The record is from RefSeq and is a predicted model, not a curated record. The transcript has a single exon.